ACUACGUCAUUUCUGAGAACCGAAGUCCCACGAAACUCGCUAAGUGUCGUAUUCGGCAGUCAGCGAAGAAAAGAACGAGUGUUGAAAAAUCGUCUCCUUUUCCAAAAUGGGAAGUGAAGAGUCAAAAAUUAAAUAUUCAGAAAGCCGAGACACCGCGGAUCCGACAGCGUGCGAGCAAGGUCGGCUCAGAGCCCAAGAAGAGCACGAGAGGAAAAUGAAAGAGCUGCAGGGUGAGUUGGAAAGACUGCGUCUGCGAUCGUUGCGUGACGCCGAAGAAAGGGCUCGAAUUGAAGACGAAGAGCUAAGAGAGAACUUGGAUGUCCAACAACGUGAAACAGAAAAGUUAGCGAGAGAGCUAAAGGAAAAGGAAAAAACGCUCCAACUCAAAGAAACACUGAUGAAUUACGACUUUCAAUGCCACCCACGUAUUAGGAAAGAAGCCUUCCGUGAUCUGCGAGUGGACAACAUUGAAUUCAUUCGCAUUGCCUUAAUCGGGCCAGCGGGUUCCGGAAAGACCAGUUUCAUAGGAACUCUACAGCGAGCUAUCGGAGAGACCCAAAGCGCUUUUGAACAUGGAAAGGGAGGAGAAGGCGAUAUUCUUCUCCAGGAAUAUUACGUGCAAAAACAAAUUCGGAUACUGGACACCAGAGGAUUUUUUGAACGAGACGACAAGCUUUUUGAUGAAUGCCUGAACAUCCUAACAGGAAGAAUUCGCCCUGGAGAGGAAAUUGAGAGAGAACACGAAAAGUCUGAAAAUCGCUCUAGCGAUGGAGGGCAGGAGUCGAUGAUGACAGCAAGGAAGAUUCAACCGUUCUCUAAAUACGUACACGCUGUAAUUUUUGUUGUAAAAGGGAACGACCGUCGACUAGAGACAGGCACUUACACUGAGCCACUUAAGAAGAUCCGGGCUCACUUUCAAAGAGAGGGUCACACUCCUGUAACUGUAAUCACGUGUCUGGACAAAUUGAAAACUGAAGAGGACCAAAGAAAUGCAUGUGGCAUGGCAGCUCAGGUAACCGGCGGUGCUGGAGGGAGAACUCACCUCAUUUCUAACUAUACAGAGGAGAAUAACAACAGGAGUAUUACAGUAGAGCGAGCCGCUCUUGACAUUUUGGAGUCCGCUUUGAUUUCUGCUGAAAGCUUCAUACAAAUACGUAAGCAGAGAGAAAAAACUCACAGGAAAAGGGAAGCAAUGGCUUCAGGACAAAGCAGUGGAGUGGAUAGUGUGGAGAAGUUCUUUGCCCGGCUAAAGCAACAGCACCACUGGACCGAACAGGGGAAAGUAAAUUCAGCACUAGACUACCUGAGAAGACAGGAAAUCAACACCGUCAUGGUCCUUAAGGAAAUGUGGAAAGAAAUCAAGUCGGACCUGCCAUUGUCCACGGGCAUGAGGAAAGUUUUAGAACAGGAAAUGGGACAUAUUUAAAGUAUCACUGUAACGAAAGAGUCAAACGUGAUAUUACUUUCUUUUAUCAUUUUGAUACCUCCGUACGUUUACAGACUUUUUAGGUGUAUUCGACCACAAUUCUUGGUAAUAAGUAAUGUUUUAUAUCUGCUUUUACUUAUUUUAGGCUUUCGCCGACAUGCAUAUUUGACGUACCGUACACUAUCAUUCUUUUUCAACCUGCUGUAAGAUGAAUAGGUCAGAAAAGCUAUAGAAGAAAAGCGCUCCAAACCUAACUUAAAGAUUGCUGUUUAAAUGUAUCACUAGAACCACACGAGGGACCGGCAGUUGGAUAUUGAGAGGGGUCUAAGCGAAAGGGAGUUGGAUGAUUUUUGGUUAUGUUAAAGACUCUUAUUCUGGAAACACAAAAAUGUUUAGACCCCACUCCUCCCCCUGAGGAUUCCAACCUCUUAUGUGUGAUUUCUUACCCAUUGGGAAAUUAUUUCAUAACAUAUUUUGUGUAAGAUGGUUUUACCUCAAUUGCAACUCUUUUCGUUUCGGUAUGGUAACGUAAUCAGUUCGUGUUACAUGAUUUAGCCGUUCAAGGGCCCAUGUGAGAAAACUAUCUUUUCGUGUGAGUUCUCUGGUAAGUAAAAUAGCCUUCGACAUUUGUGUAAUGUUUGAAUUUCAAGAAAGUAACCUAGAAAAUCUCAACAAGUUAAACGGAAGACAUCGAUGUUCAAGCUUGGCAACUAUUUAGGAAAACAUGACCUCAUUACUAAGCUUCACGUGAAGACCAACACCUUACUCGGGGGCACAGUCACUACCACAGUGGUAAGGCUUUACGCAUGCGUAAGUUACAGGCCAUUUCGCUGCUGCAUUCUUCUUAUUUUACUGAAAAUGUGUUGAGCUUCAUGCAUACCACACUCACUCCAAAAGUUGCUGUUACACUGAAAAUUAGAGUGUAUGAUUUCUCUCAUAAGCCUCUUGCCUUAACGGAAUCCAAACAUUUAUUUGACUUUUAAGUCAAAUGGUUAAAACUAUUAAAAUAGUUUCCAAGAUUUCAGUGUUUCCAGGACGAUUCUGACUUUGACUGACUUUGCCUGUUAUGUAGGGAACCAUUGAAAUAAGACUGGCUCUAGCGUUCAGAUAUAGUUUGUAGGGAUAAUUUGCAUAGGUAGCAAUGGCGAUCAUACCAAAACAAGUUAACGCCACAAAUAAUAAACACUCCAAAACGUUUAUUUGUAGCAAACUACAGCAAACCUAUAAGAAAUUAAGCGUUCCUCGAAGAGGCGAGAAAUUAAUUGCUUUUUUCUGUACAAGAUUAACCAAGCCUCACUUUGCUUUCAAACGUAAACCGCUGUGAUCUAUUGCAAGCGUUUGCGAAAUCAUCAUUUUGAAAGCUGAGUGCAACAAUUGAAACGCAAAUCUUAAUUCAAAGUAGGUUACUUAAUAGCUUCAUUUAUCGCCUCAGAUAACAACAUUACUCUUCGGAUUUCGUGCUUAUGUCAAUUGUUACGUGAGUACCUCUGUUAUACGAAAUAUGAAUUUACAUUUGCAAGAUAAAAUCAAAGUCAUCUGAUACUAGCUGUGUAAAAAUACCAUACAAGAUAAGAAACUAAAUCUCAUCGACAGCAUGA
Molecule: messenger RNA, 3024 nt
Organism: Stylophora pistillata
Lineage: Eukaryota; Metazoa; Cnidaria; Anthozoa; Scleractinia; Pocilloporidae
Source: RefSeq, a predicted model, not a curated record